AUGUAUCCUCAAUCAUUUACUAAUAAAGUAAAAGAGGAGAAAGUAAAUUAUGUAGAAGUUCGAAGUAAUUUAAAUUCAGUUGAUGAUAUUAAGCAGUGGGUGAAUGAGUAUGGAACUUUAACAAAUACUCAUUGGGUAGCAAGAAGCUCUAUUCCAACAGGGACUAAAAUUUUGUGUUCAAAAAAGUAUGUAUGUCACCAUAGUGGUUUCCAAAAGGUUUCUAAAGAAGAAAAUAAGAAGGGAAACUCAAAAAAUGCUAUGUGUCAAGCGUAUAUAUUAUGUAGCAUUAAACUUAGUACGCCAUGGACAAAAAAAACAGAUAGUUAUGUUAAGGAAGGUUUAUUGGCUUCUAUAAAAAUACAUACAAAUCAUAGACAUACUCUGCAGACUGCUGAGACAUUAAGAUUUUUACCAGCUGACAAUAAUCAGAAGAAUACAUUUAUUGAGUAUUUUAAUAAUGGUAUGGGGAUUAUUGAAUCUUCUAAGUACCAUGAAAAUAUACUAUCAUUGAGGCAUGAUUUCAAGCAACAAGAUUAUGCCAAUGGUUCACUAAAUCCAACAUACAGAUGUAUACAAAAUUGGUAUGAAACAUGGCGGUUAAAUAAUCUAGGUCCACGAAGUGGUACUGGAUUAAUCGAAAAAUUGAUUGAAAAAAAACUUGCAUACGAAAAAGAUGGUAUAAUUGUUAAUUUCAAACAAAAUCCAUUUGCUGUUGUAAUUUUGACACCAAUGAUGAAAAGAGCACAUCUAUUAAAAACAUCAAAUGAUAUUGUAUUUGUGGAUAGUACAUCAGCAUGUGAUCCUGAAAAUCAUACCAUAACUUUUGUAUUAGCGCCUUGUGCUGCGGGAGCUGUACCAUUAGGAAUUAUAAUCACUCAAGGUCAAAGUUAUGAUGCAUAUAAUGCUGGCUUUAGUUUAUUAAAGGAAGCUCUUCCAAAAAAUAAAAGUUUUGGUACUUGUGGAUAUCCUCAAAUUUUUAUGACAGAUAAUUCUUCUGCAGAAAUUAAUGCUCUUCAUAAUAGUUGGCCAAAUAGCAGACAUUUAUUGUGCAUAUUCCAUGUACUUCAAGCAGUUUGGCGCUGGUUAUGGGAAGCUAAAAAUAGUAUACCAAAAGAAAGUAGAAAAAAUCUUAUGCAGACUUUCCAAAAGACCCUGUAUGCUGAUACUAUUGAAAAAGCUGAACAAGCAUAUUUAAAUACAAUAAGUUCAAACUAUGAAAAUUGGAAUAAAUAUAUUAGCACAUACUGGGAAUUCCGAUCAAAAUGGUGUCUUGCUUGGAGGGAUGCAACUAUCAAUGGACACCAAACAAAUAACUUUUCUGAAAUAACUGUUAGGAUUUUCAAGGAUAUAGUUCUAUCAAGAGUGAAGGCAUAUAAUGUUAUAUCAUUAAUUGAUUUUGCUUGUACAGUUUUGGAAGAUUAUUACUGUCGCAGAUUUAGAGAAUUUGCAAACUCAAGAAAUUGUAAGGCUAGACUUUUUCUUCAGACACAAUCUAAAAAAGCCAAUACAAUUAAACAAGAUGAUGUAAUGCAAAUUUCAGAAAUUGAAUAUAAAGUUACAACUUCUGAUGAUAAAACUUAUGAAAUAAAUACAAGUGUAGGAAUUUGCUCAUGUUUUGAAGGACAAUUUGGAUCAUUUUGUAUUCACCAAUGUGCUGUUUACUCAUAUUAUGAUGUUGUAUCAAAAAAUUUCCCUCCAGUCACAGCAGAAGAUAAAUAUAAUAUUUCAGUUCUUGCUCAAGGCGAUAAAUCUCUGCCAAUGUCUUUCUUUGAAUCCUUUUUACCCAAUGAUUCUUGUAAGCAAUAUACUAGUACUAAUAAUUAUAUAGAAUCGACUAUUGAUGUUCAAUCUAAUACUGUGGAAGAAGAAGAAACAUUACCUGUCAUAAUUAAUAAUGAUAAUGCAUCACAAAGUUUACAAACAACAGCAAGUGAAAAUGUAUCAAUGAAAAACAUAAUUUCAUUAAUGACAGAUUUAGAUGAGAAAUAUUGUUCUUCUAAAUCAGGUCUAAAAAUGAUUGAGAGCCGUUUAAAAAAAAUUACAUCAGUAGGAAUGUGGGAAUCAUUUUUACACACUGCAGGAGCGUCAUCAGUACCACUUCGUAGAAGGUCUGGAGCUACAAUUAAAGUUCAACCCACAUCAAUUGCUAGGCGUCCAUUAGCAUUAACAAGAGGUAGUAAACGUUUUCCAGCUGGACGUCCAGCAAAACAAGAAAAAAUAAUAAAUAAAAGAAAGAGAAAUCUAGGACACAAUAUCAAAAAUAAUUUUCCAAAUGCAAAGUCACAUGGGCGUGGACAUUAA
Molecule: messenger RNA, 2301 nt
Organism: Macrosiphum euphorbiae (potato aphid)
Lineage: Eukaryota; Metazoa; Arthropoda; Insecta; Hemiptera; Aphididae
Source: the annotation of a GenBank genome assembly